Molecule: messenger RNA, 669 nt
Organism: Pediculus humanus corporis (human body louse)
Lineage: Eukaryota; Metazoa; Arthropoda; Insecta; Psocodea; Pediculidae
Product: Adult-specific cuticular protein ACP-20 precursor, putative
Exons: 3
Coding region: 1-669 (222 amino acids)
Cellular component (GO): extracellular matrix
Source: RefSeq, a predicted model, not a curated record
AUGGUGUGCUCGGUUAUUGCUGAGCCACCAGUUUCGGGAGCUGCUUACCUUCCACCACACUCAGGUGGCCAAGGUUUUGGUGGAAGCGGAAGCGGAUUUGGAUCCGGCGGAAGAGGAGGAGGAGGAGGUUAUUCCGGUUCCGGUGGAUUCGGUGGUAAUUCCGGUUUCGGAGGCGGUUCCGGAGGUUUCGGAGGAGGUUCUUCUUUUGGCGGAGGCUAUGGCGGCGGUGCCGGUGCCAACUACGAAUUUAGCUACGAAGUUAAAGAUCCCGCUUCCGGUAACGAUUUCGGACACAUGGAAAGUAGAAAAGGUGAUUUCGCACAAGGAAGAUAUCACGUUUUGUUACCUGAUGGCAGAACCCUCGUAGUCGGUUACACAGCCGAUGAAAACGGAUACCAACCAGAAAUAAAAUACGAAGGAGAGGCUCGAGUCAACACUGGCUUUGGAGGAGGUGUUGGUGGUGGAUAUUCUGGAUCUGCAGGAGGAUUUGGAGGAGCUGGUGCUGGAGGUGGAAACGGAUAUAGUGGUAAUUUCGGAUCUUUCGGAUCCGGUGGAGCAGGUGGAGCAGGUGGAUAUUCUCAAGGUGGUAGAGGAUUUGGUGGAGCUGGUUCUGGAUUUAACAGAGGUGGAUCCGGCAGUUUUGAUUCUGCAUCUGGCUACAGAUAUUAA